Pundamilia nyererei is the source of this 2050-nucleotide messenger RNA. RefSeq names its product mitochondrial poly(A) polymerase (gene mtpap). The transcript is spliced from 8 exons. The record is from RefSeq and is a predicted model, not a curated record. Gene Ontology annotation, molecular function: poly(A) RNA polymerase activity. Bases 11 to 1801 code for a protein of 596 amino acids. Gene Ontology annotation, cellular component: mitochondrion. Gene Ontology annotation, biological process: RNA 3'-end processing. Lineage: Eukaryota; Metazoa; Chordata; Actinopteri; Cichliformes; Cichlidae.
GACCAGCCGCAUGCGCAUUUACGCUUCAUUCCGAAAAGCAAUGGCGUCCUCCUUUGCUGUGUGCAGGUUACAUAUGAGAGGAAGGGCCAGCCUCGCGAAGUGCCUACAGAAAACCGACGCGUUUCUUCACAGAAGUAUAGGAACAGACGUCGUUAUUGCCCGAGCUGAGGCCACUCGAAGUGACGAAAGUGAUGAAAAGAAUGGAAGGAAGUCUCUGCACACUCUCCACAUGGAGAGACAAGAACAAGCAGAGAGGUCCGUUCUCAUCAGCUGUCAGUCCAGUACCAAUGAGAAAAAGUUCCUCAAGUAUUUAUCAAAACAUGGAGAAAUCAACAAAUACUUCUUUUAUGAAAGCUAUGGAGUGUAUGCUGUAGUGGAGUUUGCCAACCAGGAAAGUGUUACGUCUUUACUUGAAGGGGUGGCAAUUCCUGGUGGCAGCCACGAAUCCGCAGUGCCUUUCAAAUCCAGACUGUUGUCACUCAGAAACCUCGGCUCAGUGGACUCAUCAAACCAACUGUCAGGCCGGCAGUGCCAACCUCAGACCACUAUUCCCAUCAAUGAGCUAAUAAAGAGACUUUCCAGAGAAGAGAGUAUAGACAAGCAGAUAAGCUCCUUGACUGAAGCCUAUCAACUCACAGAGGAGAACAGCAGGCUGCGUUUCCUCGUCUGUUCUCUGCUCAAGGAUAUUGCUACCGCUUAUUUUCCAGAAUGCACCAUCAAACCCUUUGGCUCAUCAGUGAAUGGCUUUGGAAAGCUUGGCUGUGACCUGGACAUGUUGCUGGAUCUGGACAGCAUCACUGGACGCAAUGUGAAACUGCCUAAGUCAGGCCUCUCCCUGGAGUACCAGAUGAAGCGGGCCAAUUCAGAGCGAGCCGUUACUCAGAGCAUCCUGUCUGUGAUCGGGGAGUGCGUCGACCAGUUUGGGCCCGGCUGCGUGGGGGUACAGAAAAUUCUCAACGCACGGUGCCCUCUGGUCCGUUUCGCCCACCAGCCGUCUGGCUUUCAGUGUGACCUCACAGCCAACAACAGGGUGGCGAUGAAGAGCACAGAGCUGCUCUACCUGUAUGGAGAGCUGGACCCUCGGGUGCGCAGCCUGGUGUUCACUGUACGCUGCUGGGCCCGAGCUCACGGAGUCACCAGCAGCAUCCCCGGGGCCUGGAUCACCAACUUCUCCCUCACUGUCAUGGUGCUGUUCUUCCUGCAGAAGAGGACUCCUCCCAUCAUCCCCACACUGGACCACCUGCGGGACCUCGCAGGUACCAUCCAGCACUCACACAGCGGACCUCUGAGAAUUUCAUGCAGACCCAUUGCUUUCUGGGCCUCUUCUCCCAUGGCAGAGGCCCCCUCGGCCUGGCAGGGACCAGCAGCUGCCUUUGACACGAAGGUCUACACUUACAGCUGCUGCUGCUCACGAAUGUGUUUUCAACCUGCCUUGUCCCCUUCCCUCUCCCUCCAGGGCAAGGAGCAGAACAAACCAGAGGUGGCCCCGCUGCACAUCCAGAACCCGUUUGAAGCCUCUUUAAACGUCAGCAAGAACGUCAACGCCAGCCAACUCGACCGAUUCGUGGCUUUGUGCCAGGAGAGCGCCUGGCUGCUCCAGCAGAGUGAAACCAGCACACCAAGAGGUGGUGGUGCGGGAGGCAAAGGUGCACCCACACCUUGGGGACUCGCUACCCUCCUUCUGCCUUCGCAGGUCGCAGGGAUCAAAAGUCGCAAGAAAAGGAGGAGGGAGCCGGCCAGUGAAAGGAUCAAGGGCUUGCUAGAAUCAUUAAAAAAUAAAAAUCAACUAAAGAAGAGCUAGAAGGACUCUUCCAUGUCUCCACUCUCUUGUCAGGACUUCAACCUCCUCAGUGUUGCUUUGUGAUGCUUCACUGUGAAGGUGAGAGAAGAGGCUCCAGGAACUGGACUGUAGUUCCAAACAUGGACACUGGAGGGUGUUAGUGAGACCUAUAAGUGCAUAUGUUUUGGGACCUGAAAUAAGGGAGUCUUGGCCAUGUAGGCUGUAGACUUUCCCACUCUGUUGUGAUUAAAGACAAUACUGUGUAAUUCA